Messenger RNA from Sphaerulina musiva SO2202, 1992 nucleotides. RefSeq names its product Alk_phosphatase-domain-containing protein. The transcript is spliced from 2 exons. The record is from RefSeq and is a predicted model, not a curated record. Bases 1 to 1992 code for a protein of 663 amino acids. Lineage: Eukaryota; Fungi; Ascomycota; Dothideomycetes; Mycosphaerellales; Mycosphaerellaceae.
AUGUCCUCGGCGAGCACUUAUGAGUAUAGCAUAGCGAAGAAGGCAACGGCCGUCAGCUCCGUCGCCUUGCGUUUGUGUGCUUUCGUCUUCCUGAGAUGGCAAUUUCCGGCAUUGAUCUAUACCGCCUUCGCCGCCUACUUCCCGACAUUCUUGUAUACCUUCACCCACACGAGUCCAUGGAAAGUAAUCGCGGACAAUAUCUACGUGACCGAGAGAGCAGUGAGCCCCGAGCCGGUGCAGGAUGAGGAUGGGAAUGUGGUUGUUGCAGACCGAGAACUGGUCGUGGAAGAGGAAGUCGAUGUGGUGGAGAAGGAGCCCAAGAUCCUGAAGACACUUCUCACAGGAUUGCCAAGCCCAUCAAGCACAUUGUUGAGCCUGAUCACGUUCCUCGUCAACGUCGCACUUGUUCUGUGCACACUGCAUUUGGUGCACGGUGCAACCUACUUCCACCCAGCUCACGACCUCUCUUUUGCGCGGACUGGCUAUGUGUCCGACACAGCAGCCACCGUCUUGUUCAGGGAACCCAAUGCAGCCCUCUAUCCAGUCAAUGCCUCGUACCGUUACGCCGAUGCGCCUCUGAAUGUCCAGGAAUCGGAUAUAGCCUGGAGAUUUGCAGGACAGAUCAACUGGCUUGACGAGCGGACCGACUUUACAGACACUUUCUCGCUCCAGGGCCUGAGGCCGGAUACCCGGUAUCAGUGGGCACUGAGCAAUAACAAGACUGGAUUCUUCACGACUGCUCCUAAAGUGGGCUUGAUUUCUACCAGAGCUGAAAGCCGAAAUCUUUUCACUUUCGUUCAUUCCUCGUGCAUCAAGCUCAAUUUCCCCUACUCUCCCUGGAACCAUGCCCUGUCGGCUCCUGGUUUGCAGCACCUGGCAGAUGGCUUGCGAGGUCUUAAAGCACAGUUCAUGCUUUUCCUAGGUGAUUUUGUCUACAUCGAUGUCCCAGGCGGCAGCGGCUUCAAGCUCGAAGACUACCGACGCCAGUACAGACAGGUCUACUCCAGCCCAGAAUGGCCAGCAGCCUCACAAGAACUACCUUGGAUCCAUGUCUACGAUGAUCAUGAAAUCAGUAAUGACUGGGAUCGCAAUACCACAGGUGUCUUUGCUGCUGCCAACGAUCCUUAUAAGCACUACCACGUGGCCGCCAACCCUCCGGCACAUCGCAAUGGCGAAACAUACUUCUCGUUCACUCAGGGUCCCGCGUCUUUCUUCAUGCUCGACACCCGCCGCUAUCGUUCCCCCAACGACGGCACCAAUGGCUCGGAUCCAGUCACGGGUGAAGCAACAAAGACCAUGCUUGGUGAACAACAACUGAGCGAUUUGCUCGCUUGGCUCAAGAAGCCCGAAACAAACGGCGUUCGAUGGAAAGUCGUCGUCAGCUCUGUGCCCUUUACCAAGAACUGGUGGUUUGGAGCUCAAGACACCUGGAGAGGAUACCUGGGAGAACGACAAAUCAUCCUCGAAGCAAUGUGGGACGUAGGACUUCGCGGCGGCGUUGGAGUCAUCGUGCUGUCUGGAGAUAGACACGAGUUUGCUGCUACAGCUUUCCCACCUCCACCUGAAGGCAAGGAAGAGAUCACAGGACUCGGUCAUUUAGGUCUCGGUGCCAAUCCCCUCACCUACCAUCGUAAUGUUGCAAAUCUCCCUGCCGACGAGAGGGCUGCACUUCAUACGCGAACGAAGAAGUGGCCCCUCAGUGCCACGGUGCAUGAGUUCAGUGUUUCUCCGCUUAAUAUGUUCUACCUCCCAAUCCGUACUUAUUCAGAGUCCUCCACCGACGAUGGCGAUAGCACUGAUGUCUGCAUCAAGUACUUGCCAGACGGGAACAGCAAAUUUGGGGCCAUCAGUAUUGCGAACCCGCCAAACUCGGAUCAGUCAAUUCUGACUUAUCGACUUUUUGUCGCUGGAGUGGAGACCUGGAGCUACACGUUGACCACACCGCCUGAUGUCAGAGGCGGUAGCAGAAGCAAGGACGCCAUUUGGGGCUAG